GCCUAUAUAAUAAGGAGCCAAGACACCAUCACUUCAUCAACAAACUCACAAACCAAGCAUUUCUGAGCAACAUACCUCAGAACCAAGAACACCCAACCAUGACCAUGAUCCACCCCAGGAAGCUUGCUCAGUUGAUGAGGAAGUGGCAAAGGGUCAAGAAUCCCUCCACCGAUGACGAAGCAUGCAGCACGACGCCGACGCCGGUUGCAGAUAAAGGCCACUGUGCCAUGUACACGGCCGAUGGGAGGCGGUUCGAGGUCCCAUUGGUGUACCUCAGCACGACAGUCUUCGGCGAGCUGCUAAGGAUGUCUCAAGAGGAGUUUGGGUUCACAUGCGACGGCAGGAUCACGCUGCCCUUCAAUGCAGCAGUGAUGGAGUAUGUCAUGUGCUUGCUUAGAAGAAAUGCUUCAGAGGAAGUAGAGAGGGCAUUCCUGAGCUCUGUAGUGAUGCCUUGCCAAUAUCCAAGCCAUAUUGUGACACAUGUAGCGCUACAGCAGCAGCUUGCAGUUUGUAGCUCCUGAAUAUAGCCAGAGUUUUUCCUUAAUUGUUCCCCAUUUUGCGUCUGAAAAUAGUUCAACACUGGAAAUGGAAAUUAGA
Messenger RNA from Triticum aestivum (bread wheat), 597 nucleotides. RefSeq names its product auxin-responsive protein SAUR36-like. NCBI's taxonomy places the organism in Eukaryota, Viridiplantae, Streptophyta, Magnoliopsida, Poales, Poaceae. The record is from RefSeq and is a predicted model, not a curated record. The coding region runs from base 99 to 521 and encodes 140 amino acids. The transcript has a single exon. Gene Ontology annotation, biological process: response to auxin.